AUGGAAGAUCUUGAUCAACUUCUAGCUGACCUUCAGACUGUUAGUCGACGUGCUCGAAAUGCAUAUGAAAAUAAUGAAAAUGAAACUCGUCUUGAACCAAUGAUUCUUAAUCGAAAUCUUCCAACACAUCGAACUCGAACACUUAAUUUAAUUCGACCAGAUUCAAUUACUGAUCCAGAACCAGCACCAAAAAGUCUUAAUGAACUUAAUCAACUUCUUGAAACACUUAGUAAAGCAAAAGAAACAAUGAGAAACGAAACACAAACUCGAACAUCACGUGCAUCAAGUUCAACAUCCACAAAAUUAACUCCUAAUAUAGAAGAUUCAUCAACAAGAAAUAUUAAAUCAAUUAAUGAUUCUAUUGAUUCUUUAAAUGAUUCAAUUGAAACAAAUAGAUCAAGUUCAAGAAAAAAAUCAUUAUCAUCAUCAUCAAAAUAUUCAUCUAAAAAAUCAACAGUAACUAAAGAAUUAGAAGAUCUCAUGGAGUCAUUAAGUAAUUUUAAACUUCCAUCACAGACAUCAACAGUACGUGUUCUAUCAGAUUUACCACCUUCAUCACAACAAUAUCCUAUUUGUCAUUCUUGUCAAAAACCAAUUAUUGGACAGAUAAUUACAGUACUUGAUCGUUCAUAUCAUCCAGAACAUUUACGUUGUACUGCAUGUAAUAUUGAAAUUGGUCGAAGAGAUUUUUAUGAAAAAUCUGGUAAACCAUAUUGUGAACAUGAUUAUCGACGUUUAUUUGCACCAAAAUGUGCUCGUUGUGAUCAACCAAUAAUCGAUGUAAUGAUUACAGCUUUAAAUCGUAAUUGGCAUCCAGAACAUUUUCUAUGUGAAUUAUGUCAACGACGAGUUGGUGAAGAUGGUUAUCAUGAAAAAGAUGGAUAUGCCUAUUGUCGAGAAUGUUAUAUGAAUAAUUUUGUUCCAAAAUGUCUUGGUUGUAAACAAGUUAUUGUUGAUACAUAUAUACAAGCACUUGGUGGUCAUUAUCAUAAAAAUUGUUUUGUUUGUCAAGAAUGUUCUCAACCAUUUUUAACUGGUUCAUUUUAUGAACAUGAUCAUCAACCACUAUGUGAAUUACAUUAUCAUCAACGACGUGGUUCACUUUGUUCAUCUUGUCAAAAACCAAUUGGUGGUCGUUGUAUAACAGCGAUGGGUAGAAAAUAUCAUGUUGAACAUUUUAUUUGUUCAUAUUGUACACGACAAUUACAAAAUGGUACAUUUAAAGAAUAUCAAAAUAAACCAUAUUGUCAUCCUUGUUUUAUAAAAUUAUUUGCCUGA
Messenger RNA from Rotaria sordida, 1278 nucleotides. Lineage: Eukaryota; Metazoa; Rotifera; Eurotatoria; Philodinida; Philodinidae. The record is from the annotation of a GenBank genome assembly.